AUGAGCUCGAACAGGCCGCAGGCUCAAACGGGAGCCUACAGCGCUCUUACCGCAGAAGCCACUGCAAACCUGCCAUUCACAUCAAACCUGGCCCAUUACCUGCGCCAAGACCAAAACUUUGAGCGCAUCCCUCUGGGGCUGCCAACCAGUCGCCCGGCCGGAAACAACUAUACGGGGCAAAGUAGCUACUCGAGCCAGUCUUCGACAAGAAGCGAAAAUAGCGGAUCAAGGAUCUGA
Pyricularia pennisetigena is the source of this 237-nucleotide messenger RNA. RefSeq lists its product as uncharacterized. Lineage: Eukaryota; Fungi; Ascomycota; Sordariomycetes; Magnaporthales; Pyriculariaceae. The transcript is spliced from 2 exons. The record is from RefSeq and is a predicted model, not a curated record. The coding region runs from base 1 to 237 and encodes 78 amino acids.